AUGACACAACAAGUUUGGCUUAAUGGUAACCUUGAUGGUUCACGUUCGGCCAGCGCCUACGAUGGUUUGUGGGGAAUAACAACUAUUGGUGUCACUUUUCAAUCAAACAAUCCACCUGUUUUUAAUGGUUACAUAGACAAUGUACGAUUUGAGGCUAGAGCUAAAAAUGCGACUGAAAUUUUAAAUGAUGCUACUCUACAUGUUUACUACUCAUUUGAUGGUGGUUCACUUACUGACAAUGGUCCCAAUGGUAUCAAUGGAACUGCUUAUGGAAAUCUAUCAAGUACAACUGGUCGAGUUAAUCAAGCAUUGCAAUUUAACUCAGGACCUUAUAUAUACUAUUCAUAUACUCCAUUUUACUUUUUGGGUAUCAGCGGUCAUCCACUCACAAUAGCCUUAUGGGCAAAGCCAACGGGAAGUUAUGCACAACAAACACUUGUUUUUGUAGAGCUGCCAUCUGGUUGGUGUAUUCACUAUUUAGUAAUGCAAUCAACUGGACAGUUAGUUGCCAAUGGUUGGAAUGGUGUUAUCGUAGCCACAAAUGGUCCCAUCCUACCAUUAAAUACUUGGACACAUAUUGGCUAUACUUAUAGUACAACUAACGGUAUUCGAUUGUAUAUAAAUGGUACCCAAUACUCGACGACAGGUUCUUUUACGUUGUCAGGCUCUGGUUUUCCGAUGCGUAUUAUAUUGGGUGGUGACAGAGCUAUUCGUCAAUAUAUGUGA
Messenger RNA from Rotaria sordida, 726 nucleotides. The record is from the annotation of a GenBank genome assembly. Lineage: Eukaryota; Metazoa; Rotifera; Eurotatoria; Philodinida; Philodinidae.